AUGGAAUCCGAAGACUCCAAACGCAAAAAUUUAGCUGUUGGCCAACCCCAACUCGGAGCUGCCACACAGGUCAACCCGUCCCCAAAGUGCAAUGGGAGGGCCUCACCAUGGAGGCGACACCUUCUUGAUCGUGCCGCUCUCCCAGCCAGGUAAGUUUAUGAGUUACUGGCUCGUGGGAGGGGAUAAAACGAGAGAUUGCUUUUCGAGCGGGUUUGACCUAUGCGCGAGAGAGAAGAGACCGGUUUCUUUUGGAGAGAAACAAAGAAAAAACGUAAAUUGGCGCGAAAAUUUUCACUCAAGAUUGACAAAAUAAUUUUUUUUACUUACAAAAUUUUUAUGAAUUCAAUUAGGGGCUUUUGUCAUUCUUGGUUCCAUACCGAAACCGAAAAUCUAUUACUUAUUUAUAAUUUGCAAAAUUUAAUAAAAUAAGCUAAAUAAGCGUUAAGAUAAAAAAAAUAAAAAUGUAGAUUUGAUAAAAAACGAACAAAAAGUUUGGCAGUCCUUUGAAGAUUACGAAAUGUACUAACACAGCCCGAAAAAUGUUGUCCUCAAAGUAAUCCUUCAAAGGAUAACGUCAUUGUGACUGAAAAGGGCCGCAAAGUAGACUAUGUCAAGAAAAUACUUCAUUUUAACUUUGUCACAAAACGACAUCAAAUAAUGUUACAUUACCUAAAUACCAUCCGGUCGAAAAAAUCAAAAACUAAGGCCACUUUUUUGAUUUAAUCAAAGUCCGCAAAUAAAAAUCGAAAUGAAUUAUUUUGAGGUGUUCCUGCAAGAAUAUUGCACAGCUUUCUUUUUUGACAUCCGAUAUCUCUUGGAGAUGAAUUGGCCGAGUGUCUUUGAAUAGUUUCCGACAAAGAGUUAUAAAAUAGCCCUCGGGUCAAAAACAAUUGACCCGUUUUUUUCGAAACCGGUCAAAGUUUGAACUGGAUAAAAUUAUCAAAAAUCGUAAAAUUUCUCUAAAAAAUAUAUUAUUUAAACCAAAUGAUGAUAAAGACCUAGUGAAAUUAAAAUAUACAGAUAACGUAGUAAAGUUAAGAAUAGCAGGGUUGUCAACCUUUUACCGGACCUCGAAACGAGGCAGCCGUUUCGCGCCUAUCGGUUUUCAAAAGCGUUGAAUAGCGGCCCUUCAAACGAGGAGGAGAGCAGCAUCUGGAGAUCCUCGUUUUCGUAGUCAUUAACAAUCACAACAACCUUUUAUUGCGUUUUAUAUUCAAUUUAUAGUAUGGCCAAACACUAAAAGCAAUAAAACUUUAAUUAUUCGAGCAUGAAAAACCUUGGUUUAGGAUAAUGUUUGUAGACGAUGACUCUAAAUAAAAGAAUUUUAAUUCUUUAAAGCAUUAAAUUUACAGUACUUACUUAUUUUUAAAUUUUACAAAAUAUUGGAUAUACUUUACAUUUUUUUUCUUAUCUUAACCAACUUAUGCUUUUUGGAGGUACAAAUUGUAAGUGUAUCUGAACAGAACCUGAAAUUCGUAACUAACAAUAUGUCAUUAGAUUAAUAAGCAGAAAACAACAAUUUGCUGCUCGAAAACACAGACAUACCAUACUUCUUAGUUCACGUCUUUAAUUUGUUACCUUCUACAACAAAAAACAAACAUGAAUAAGUUGAUAUUUGAAGACCAUUAUCUAGAGCGACAAUUCAAAUGUAACAAUCCUGGAUUACAUUCAUCUAAACCACAUGAAAGCAUAGUACUGGGUGUUAUCCUUUUCUAUGCCUCUGUGGUGCUUACUGUAAGUUUGAACCUAAAUAAUUAAAAAAUAUGCCAUUAUAGAAUACCUAUAAUUUCAAUUUCAGAUUCUUUACAUAUUGUGCAUACUAAGUAUGGUGAUAUCCGAAAAUCGUCAUUCUUCCAGCUACAAGUUGAUGAUACUCCUAGGUACCUUCCACUUGAUCGGCCUUCAAACUGGAGGUCUUCUGGCAGCGAUCUUCAUGAUAAGAGGCAGUGUCUUCUGUGACGCCCCUUUAUAUCACUAUAUAUGUGCUGCAGUAGACCUAGCGACAUGGUGUGGGUCUACAGCGACAAUAAUUGUACUAACAAUCAACAGAACAUACCAAAUGUACAAUACGACGAAAUCAAAAAAAGUAUUUAGUGGUAAUCGCAUGUGCAUGUUGAUUGUGACGAUAUACAGCUACUCCUUCUUGGUGUUAACGUUUGCUCAUAGUGACAUCUUCGAACAAGAUGACAUAUAUCAUCAACCGAGUUCUCGUUACCUAUAUCAGAGUCAUGAAGUUGGUCAUUUCGUUUGUUGGAGUACUAUUAACAACGUCGGAGGAUUUUUUCUAGAUGCUAUUAGUAAUAUUGGGUUUAUUUACGUAUAUUUGACUCGUAUACGACCAUUCAAAACAGCUGCAUCAAAAACUGACAAAGUGGUAAGCUUUUACACUUAUAUCUACUGGGUAUUACAUUACCAGACUCAUAAGUAUAGCCCAAAGUUUUGUUAAUGAUAAACACAUAAUCAAUAUAUAUUGAUAAUUCAGAUGUACGCCCAGAUAUUCGUCAUUCAACUGGUCCAACUGAUCACAAAUGCAUGUUAUUCAUUAGAUUUUAUCGUCAGGGUUAA
Molecule: messenger RNA, 2565 nt
Organism: Bursaphelenchus okinawaensis
Lineage: Eukaryota; Metazoa; Nematoda; Chromadorea; Rhabditida; Aphelenchoididae
Source: the annotation of a GenBank genome assembly